GUUUCUCUUGGUCCCCGAGUUCCAGGGUUCGAAAAUACGUAGCGAAGAGAGCAGGAAAUGGCAGCUUCAGUAUCUGGUAGAUCAACAAUGGCGGUUCGCGCCUUGUUAAGAGCCACCCCAAGAGUCUCAGCGCCACCAAGACCUUCGAUUCGAUCACCUUUCGUGCCUCCUCAGGCUCGAAUCUCCUCUUCUCCAUUGAGGCUGUUGCGGCGAGAAUUGAGCUCUUUUAUACCCCUUCAUAGCGCCAUAGCUUCCGCCUGCCUUGUCUCGAAGCUCCCCAACGACGUCGCCUCGUCUUCCGAAGGUCGAUUUGCUAACUAUCUCAGUCCCAUCUAGGAGGGAGCAAUGGCAGAGAUUACUAGUUCAUUUUGGUUUUACUUGAAUUUGCUUACUAGCUCCUUGAGGUGAGUCCUUUCAGCAAUCAGAACCCAUUUCUUCUGGAAGAUAACACUUAAUAUAUGUUUUAGGUCAAAUAUCAAUUCAUUGGAUAUCUCCUGACAUUUUCCUUUGUUAUUUUGUGAUUUCGAUCCAACUCUCUCGGGUGGAUUCUUUUUCUUCCUUAUUCAUUCUCUUGUUGUAUUGCUCUG
Messenger RNA from Humulus lupulus (European hop), 587 nucleotides. RefSeq lists its product as uncharacterized. The record is from RefSeq and is a predicted model, not a curated record. Lineage: Eukaryota; Viridiplantae; Streptophyta; Magnoliopsida; Rosales; Cannabaceae. The transcript is spliced from 3 exons. The coding region runs from base 58 to 336 and encodes 92 amino acids.